GUAGCUCGUCACUCUAUAUAUACACUCAUAUUCUUAAACCCUUACACCCAAAUCAUAUCAACCCCUCUCUACAUGUUUAGAUGCUUAUGAAUCUUCAUCUUCCAAGUCCCUAAUCAUUAUAUUUGAAAGUGAUUGAUCAAACUGUUGCUUAAUUCCUGUGGUGGAGACACAUCUUUCUUUUACACCAAUUCAAGCCUUGCAGUUCUGAUCAUUCAGGUUCCAAUUACAAUGAAGACAAGAGUGAAAAACUCACAGGCAAUAUGCUUCAUGUUCUUGUUUUUAUUCUUCUCAUUUAGCAAUGGAUUUGGAUAUUACAAUGAGCAUGAGUUACUUUUAUCCACUAAAGCUUCCAUCUUUGAUCCUUUGAAUUUCCUCUCCAACUGGAAGAACUCUUCAUCUUUUUGUAGCUGGAAUGGCGUUUCGUGUGAUUCCAAUUCAACCCAUGUCACCAGAAUCAAUCUUUCCAGCAAGAACUUAUCCGGAAAGAUUUCGGAUUCUUUAUUCAAGAUCUUACAUGUUGAAACAAUUGAUCUUUCCAACAAUCAACUCUCUGGUGGGAUCCCAACAAACAUAUUCUCUAGUUCUUCACUUGUUCAUCUCAACUUAAGCAACAACAAUCUAACAGGUUUGAUCCCAAAAGGUUACAUUCCAAAACUUGAGAAGUUAGAUUUCUCAAACAACUUCCUUUCGGGUGCAAUACCGGAGGAAAUUGGAUUGUUCUCCGAGCUACAAUAUCUAGAUCUUGGUGGAAAUACUUUUGUUGGCAAGAUUCCAAAGCCUCUCACAAAUCUAACAAAGUUACAAGAUUUAACUUUGGCAUCUAACCAACUAGUAGGUGAUCUACCAUCAGAAUUAGGGUUUAUGAAAAGCUUGAAGUUUAUCUACUUGGGUUACAACAAUUUCUCCGGUCGAAUUCCAAACGAAAUCGGUGAGCUAACCUUGUUGAAUCAUCUCAAUCUUGCUUUCAACAAUCUCACCGGUGAAAUCCCACCUUCACUUGGUAAUCUUACCGAACUUAACUACCUUUUCUUGUACUUCAACAAACUCACUGGUCCAAUCCCUAAAACAAUCUAUAACCUCAAGAAACUAAAAUCUCUUGAUGUUAGUGAUAAUCUUUUGUCAGGUGAGAUUCCAGAACUUGUUUCUAAUCUUAGGGUUUUAGAAGUACUCCACUUGUUUUCGAAUCAAUUUUCUGGAAAAAUACCAAAAUCAUUCACCAUUUUGCGUCACCUCAAAGUACUUCAGUUAUGGUCUAAUAAAUUUUCCGGUGAGAUUCCCGGGGAUCUAGGGUUGUACAAUAAUCUUACAAUCCUAGAUCUCUCCACCAACAAUCUCACCGGAAAAAUCCCGAAAACCCUUUGCAAUUCCGGACAUCUCCAAAAACUCAUCCUAUUUUCGAACUCGCUUGAAGGCGAAAUCCCUAAAAGCUUGAGCCUUUGCAAGAGCUUAGAAAGGGUUCGUCUUCAAGACAAUAAGUUAUCCGGUCAGUUGUUGCCGGAGUUUAUUGAACUUCCGGUUGUUUACUUUCUUGAUUUGUCAAUAAACAAUCUAUCCGGUGAGAUAAACAAAUGGAAAUGGAAAAUGCCGAAGCUCCAAAUGUUAAGUUUGUCAAGAAACAAAUUUUCAGGAGAGUUACCAGAUUCUUUUGGUAGUAACAAGCUUGAGAAUUUGGACUUGUCGGAAAAUGAAUUUUCCGGUAACAUUCCUCCAAGCUUUGGGAAGUUUCCGGAGUUAAUGGAACUGAAAUUAAGCAAGAACAAGCUUUCAGGAAAAAUACCCAAAGAGUUAUCAUCAUGCAAGAAGCUAGUGAACAUCAACUUUAGUUACAAUCAUCUCACCGGUGGAAUACCGGAAACCCUUUCAAGGCUGCCGGUUCUUGGAAAUCUUGAUUUGUCAAUGAACCAACUUUCUGGAGAAGUUCCGGAAACUCUAGGGAAUGUGGAGUCACUUGUGGAAGUGAAUAUAUCUCACAACUAUUUUCGCGGCGAGUUACCAUCCACCGGAGUGUUUACGGCUAUCAAUUACUCGGCGGUGACCGGAAACAACCUUUGUGGGGGUGCCUCCGGCACCCAUUUACCACCAUGCAAGAUGAUUAAUAUUAAAAACUUUAAUUGGUGGUUUUUUUGGAUGGCUUUGGGUGUGGUUACAUUUGCUGCUAUUUCCAUUAUGGUUGUCUUGUAUGUUAAAAAAAGAAAUGAAGAUCUGUACAAGAUGACCAGAAUGGAAAGCGAGAUAGACGGAGGUGGGGAAUGGGAGUUGCUAUAUUUCGAACAAAAAGCUUCGAAAAUGCUAGCGAUCGAUGAAAUUCUACAAUCUUUGAGAGGGCACAAGAAUGUGAUAGCAACGAAAUAUAUGCAAUAUUUCAUCAAGGAAUUCAAUGGGAUCAAUCUUGAAAACAAUCUCUUAAUCAAACUCAAGGAUUUUGGCAUGAUUCGGCAUACGAAUAUCGCCAAACUAGUUGCGAUUUGCAAGUCGGAAAAGGGAAGAUUGAUCUUGGUUCAUGAAUAUGUUGAAGGGAAGAAGCUAAGUGAAAUUAUGGGAGAGUUAAGUUGGGAAAGCCGGGGGAAAAUGGCGAUAGGAAUCGCGAAAGCGCUACGUUAUUUGCAUGGUUGUUGCUCACCGGCGCCUGUUGUUGUUGGCAAUAUGUCACCGGAAAAUGUUAUGGUGGUUGCUGGGAAAGAUGAGGCCUGUGUAAAACUGAGUCUUCCGGAUAUGAUAUUUCCUGACAUGAAGUGUUUGGUUUCUUCAGCCUAUGUUGCACCAGAGACAAAAGAGACUAAAGAGAUAACCGAGAGUAGUGACAUAUACGGAUUCGGCCUAAUCCUAAUCGAGCUACUUACAGGGAAAACUCCGGUUGAUGCCGAGAUUGGUUUGCAUGAAAACGUAGUCGAGUGGGCACGAUAUUGCUACUCGGAUUGUCACCUCGAGGCAUGGGUUGAUCCAUUAAUUAAGGUGCAUGCAUUGAAAAACCCUAAUCACAUAGUAGAGAUCAUGUAUCUUGCACUGCAGUGCACUGCUCAUGAUAUAGCUGCACGGCCAUAUGCAGAGGAUGUACUGAAAAGACUAGAAUCUAUUAUGAGGUCAAGUACUUUAUGUUUCUAGUUAAGUAUUAAUCAAGUUUUUUUUUUUUUUUUAUGAUCUUGUAUUUUGUUUUUAUUUUACUUUUUUCUUACUCUUUUAGCAUGAAGUUAAUUUUCCUUUGAGUGGUAGUGAA
This is a messenger RNA of Helianthus annuus (common sunflower), 3214 nucleotides long. Its product is annotated as probably inactive leucine-rich repeat receptor-like protein kinase At2g25790. The record is from RefSeq and is a predicted model, not a curated record. Gene Ontology annotation, biological process: protein phosphorylation. The coding region runs from base 229 to 3102 and encodes 957 amino acids. The transcript has 3 exons. NCBI's taxonomy places the organism in Eukaryota, Viridiplantae, Streptophyta, Magnoliopsida, Asterales, Asteraceae. Gene Ontology annotation, molecular function: ATP binding; protein kinase activity; protein binding.